Messenger RNA from Salvelinus namaycush (lake trout), 1170 nucleotides. Its product is annotated as G-protein coupled receptor 182-like. The transcript has a single exon. Gene Ontology annotation, molecular function: G protein-coupled receptor activity. The coding region runs from base 1 to 1056 and encodes 351 amino acids. The record is from RefSeq and is a predicted model, not a curated record. Gene Ontology annotation, cellular component: membrane. Gene Ontology annotation, biological process: G protein-coupled receptor signaling pathway. Lineage: Eukaryota; Metazoa; Chordata; Actinopteri; Salmoniformes; Salmonidae.
AUGGACGAGCACCCCACCUCCGCCUCAAACGACAACAACUACACAGACUCUGCCUGGUUCAUCCAUGAGUGCCAUGUGGACCUGGACAACACCUCGAGGCGCGUGGUGCUCUUCCUGCUCUACCUGCUGUUCUUCAUGGCUGGCCUCACGCUCAACGCCCUGGUGGUGUGGGUCAACUGGCACCGGCGCAGCAGCCACAACGGCGUGCUCUUCUGCAUACUCAACAUGGGCGUGUCGGACCUACUGAUGACAGUGAUGGUGCCCUUCUUUAUGCUGGAGGCGAUGAUGGAGUACGUGUGGGUGUGGGGAUACCUCCUGUGCCGCUUCACCAACCUCGUCUACGACAUCAACUUCUACAGCAGCUCCUUCUUCCUGGCCUACAUGACGGUGGAGCGCUACCUGGCCGUGGUGCGCACCGGGCCCCGACCCUGGGGCCCCAAGCAGGCCAGGCUCAGAGGCCUUCUCUGUGGGUUCCUCUGGGUCCUGUCCGUGGUUCUGGGCCUGCUGGAGAACGCCCAUGUGACACUGCUGGAGUGGGACGAGCCAGGCUGCUACAGCUACCCAGAGCACAACUUUAUAGACUGGAACACCGCCCACACCUUCCUCUACCUUAUCUUCCAGUUCCUGGGCCCGGAAGCCAUCAUUGUGACCUUUAACCUGCUGACCCUGCGGGCGAGACCCGAGUGGGCGGGGCGGGGGAAGGAGCUGUGGCUGGUUCAUCUGUAUUCCCUGGUGUUUGUGCUGUGCUGGCUGCCCUUACACAUUGUCUUAAUGUUGCUGGUGGUGGAUGAGCUGAACCCAAGGGUGCUGAGUUGCCAGACGGUGGCGAAAAUCUACUUCUCCUAUGUCGUGGUCAAGGCUCUGUCACUGUUCCACUGUGUGGCCAACCCCAUCCUCUACAACUUCCUCAGCAGAAGUUUCCGCGGAAACCUCAUCGCCGACCUGGCUCGCCACGAGAAUCGCGGCAACCGUGUGGGUAAUGGAAGGGCAGCGGCCAAUGAGAAGGGAAAGGAGUUGAGUAACGCCAGCACCAGCCAAUCGGAUGUGGAGUCUUAAAGAGAGGGACCAUUGUAGAGGGGGAACAAAAACUCAUGCGGUGGAAUGUCCCUUUGCCAUGCUUGAUGUUUUAUUGUCACAUACACCAGAUAUGUGCAGUAAUAUAAGAAUAAU